AUGCAUUUGAUUAUACUCUCUUUGCUUUUGUUUCUAAAACUUUCAUCAACCUCGGCAUUUGAUACUAUGAAUCAAGGUUCAUCCCUUUCAGUGGAUGAAUCGAAAGAUAUCAUAGUAUCACAAAACGGCAUGUUUUGUGCCGGAUUCUACGUUGUUGGUGAAAAUGCAUAUUCCUUUGCCAUUUGGUUUUCCGAACCAAACCACCAAACCAAAAACCUUACCUUAGUAUGGAUGGCAAACCGCGAACAACCAGUUAACGGAAAAGGCUCAAAACUUCACCUUCUCCACAACGGUAACCUUAUCUUAAGAGAUACCGACGCGUUUCAUGUUUGGUCCACAAACACUGUCACGCUCUCUUCUGUUCAUCUCAUUCUUUUAAACACCGGGAACCUUGUUUUACAAGGUAAUGGUGUUACCUUAUGGCAAAGCUUUGAUUUCCCUACAGAUACCCUUCUACCGCAACAAGUUUUCAAUAGACAUUCAAAACUAAUUUGUUCGAGAAGCGAAACAAACAAGUCAUCUGGUUUUUACACGUUGUAUUUUGACAACGACAAUAUUCUUCGUAUUCUAUACGACGGUCCUGAAGUAUCGAGCAUUUUUUGGCCGGAUCCUUGGCUAACUGAUUGGGAUGCUAAAAGGGCUGGUUACAAUAACAGCAAAGUCGCGGUUUUGGACACUCUUGGUAACUUUAGUUCAUCAGAUGAUUUCAAUUUCAUGACAUCUGAUUAUGGAGAUGCAAUGAUGCAGAGAAGACUAAGACUUGAUCCUGAUGGAAACCUUCGCACUUAUAGUCGAAAACAAAGUGGCCAAAAUUGGUACACUUCAUGGCAAGCCAAAUCAAGACCUUGUAGAAUUCAUGGUGUUUGUGGUGUGAAUAGUUUGUGUUCUUAUUAUAGUAACAGUGUGAAAUGUGCAUGUCUUCCAGGCUACAAAAUGAAGAAUCCUCAAGAUUGGGCUUAUGGAUGUGAACCAGAAUUCACUCUGUCAUGCAACAAAACCGCGUCGCGGUUUCUAAUUAUAACCAAUGUGGAGUUAUAUGGUUAUGAUUAUGGAAUCUUGACAAAUUACACACUUGAACAGUGCAAAGAUUUAUGUUUGCAAUUAUGCAAUUGCAAAGGCAUUCAAUUUGCCUAUGUCAAAGACGGAACUGGUAUACCCGGUACUUAUUCAUGUUACCCGAAGAUGCAGCUGCGAAAUGCAUAUCGAAUACCGUAUUUCAAUGCUGAUUUGCACUUGAAAUUGCCAGUAAACAGUACAUACACUUACACGGAGUCAAUGGAUGACAAGUACAAACUUGUUUGUUCAUCGAAUCUGAAAACAGUAACUCUUGCAACAUCAUACAACAAAUUUCGCGAAGGAAGGUAUAUAAGAUUUUUGCUCUGGUUUGUAGGUGGAAUGGGAGGACUAGAAAUCUUGUGCAUAUUUGUGAUGUGGUUUUUCUUUGUAAGAAAAAAACAAAAAACUUCUAGAACAGCUACAAGAGUUUAUGAUAUGGUUGGUUUUAGAAAAUUCAGUUAUUCUGAAUUGAAAAGAGCAACAAAAAGUUUUAGUCAAGAGAUUGGAAGAGGCGCGGGAGGUAUUGUAUACAAAGGUGUAUUGUUGGAUCAACGAAUUAUAGCGGUGAAGAGAGUCAAGGAAGCUAAUCAAGGUGAAGAGGAGUUUCUCGCCGAAGUUAGUAGCAUUGGAAGACUUAACCACAUGAACUUGAUUGAGUUGUAUGGUUAUUGUGUAGAGCGAAAACAUCAAAUGCUUGUGUAUGAGUACUUGGAAAAUGGUUCUUUAGCGGAACAUAUAAAGUCUAGUAGAUUGGAUUGGGGAAAAAGGUUUGAAAUAGCUUUAGGUACCGCGAAAGGUUUGGCCUAUAUUCACGAGGAGUGUUUGGAGUGGAUUUUGCAUUGCGAUGUAAAACCGCAUAACAUACUUUUGGAUUCUAACUAUCAACCAAAGGUGGCAGAUUUUGGUUUGUCGAAAUCGAGAAAUAGGAAUGAUCCUAAAUUCUCUAGUUUUUCAAAGAUACGAGGAACAAGAGGUUACAUGGCACCUGAGUGGAUUUUGAAUCAUUCUAUAACAUCUAAAGUUGAUGUUUAUAGCUACGGAAUAGUUGUGUUAGAAAUGAUAACCGGAAAUAGUGCAACAAAAGAUGUUGAUGUGGGAACUGGACAAGAGAAGCUAGGUUUGGUUAUGUGGUUGAGAGAGAAAAGAAAGGAAAGUAUUUCAUGGGUUAAAGAAAUUAUGGAUCCCAACAUUGAAGAAGGUUGUGAUGAAAAUGAAGUUGAAACUUUGGCUGAAGUGGCUUUACAAUGUGUUGAAGAAGAGAAAGACAAGAGACCUACCAUGAGUCAUGUGGUAGAAGUGCUUCAGAAAAUUAGCCGCAAAAAUGAUAAUCAAGAAUCAAUAAGUAGUUAG
This is a messenger RNA of Trifolium pratense (red clover), 2406 nucleotides long. Its product is annotated as putative receptor protein kinase ZmPK1. Gene Ontology annotation, biological process: protein phosphorylation; recognition of pollen. The transcript has a single exon. The record is from RefSeq and is a predicted model, not a curated record. The coding region runs from base 1 to 2406 and encodes 801 amino acids. Lineage: Eukaryota; Viridiplantae; Streptophyta; Magnoliopsida; Fabales; Fabaceae. Gene Ontology annotation, molecular function: protein serine/threonine kinase activity; ATP binding.